Molecule: messenger RNA, 2173 nt
Organism: Aspergillus steynii IBT 23096
Lineage: Eukaryota; Fungi; Ascomycota; Eurotiomycetes; Eurotiales; Aspergillaceae
Product: alkaline phosphatase
Exons: 3
Coding region: 87-2063 (658 amino acids)
Biological process (GO): dephosphorylation
Molecular function (GO): alkaline phosphatase activity
Source: RefSeq, a predicted model, not a curated record
UGGCACUGAUCUUCCACAGCUGCAGACCCCGGUUUCUUACCUACCUAGGUAUCUCAAUCGGUCUUCCCCAUCAGAGCUCUGUCAACAUGAGGUCUUUCGCGAUCUCGGGUUUGGCGCUGUUCGCCUCGUACGCUGCUGCUCAAACCCAUCAGCGUCUGGGUGGUUGCCCUUCGCUGGGAUGUGUCUUCCCUCCUGACCAGGCCGACUUCCUUCCCGGACAGCGCUUCGAUAUCCGUCUGGAGGUUCACUCGCCCGUCAACGGCUCCGAAGCCCGCAAGGGUGAGCCCGAUCCCAACUUCAAGUUCACCAUUGCGAAGAAGGGUGAGAAGGCCGUUCCAGUGGAUGAGUACUUCGACAUCGAUGAGGCGAAGCUUGAGAGAUGGAAUUUCACCUGGUACGAGGACCUCUUCGCUGAGGACGCCGGCAAGGCCUCUCUCGUCAAUGUGACCUCCAAGGCCUACAGAAGAGUUGCUUUGUAUGAACCUGGCGAGUACGAGGCCACUCUGACGUACUAUGGCAAGGAGAAGACUGUCGCGAACUGGUUGGUUCGUGAUGUCCCCAAGAAGCGUCGUGCGAAGAACGUCGUUCUCUUCGUGGGAGACGGAAUGACCACCAACAUGAUCACUGCAGCCCGUUUGAUCGCUCACAAAAGCAUCAACGGCAAGUACAUGACCAAGAUGGCGCUGGACAAGUUCCCAGUGCUGGGCCACCAAAUGACCCACUCGAUGGACUCGUUCAUCACCGACUCUGCCAACUCGGCAACGGCCUUGUACUCUGGCCACAAAACCACUGUCAACGCCUUGAACGUUUAUGUGGACUCUUCCGAAGACCCUUUUGAUGACCCCAAGUUCGAAAUCAUCACUGAGAUCUUCCGUCGUCGACACCCCGAUGCUGGUGUUGGCAUCGUCUCGACUGCCUUCCUUGCCGACGCCACCCCGGCCGCUCUGUCGGCUCACACCAGCGACCGUGGAGAGUACGAACACGUCAUCAGCUCCUUCUAUGAGGGUCUGACUGACUUCGACUGGAAAGAGUGGAACGGCCCCGACGUCCUCUUCGGUGCGGGUGCCGAGGCUUUCCUGAAGAGCGAAGACGCCGCUCGUGACUACUAUAACCUGUUCGCCGAGAAGGGAUACAGCGUCAGUUGGAACAACACUGCACUGCACUCUGCUCCCAACGACACCCGGGCACUGGGCGUUUUCUCGACCAACAACCUGGCCACCUGGCUGGACCGCAAUGUCUACCAGUCCAACCUUCAAAACCAGAGCAACUACCCCGACGGGUCUGGUCGCGAUGCCGAGGAUCUCCCCGGCCUCAAAGACAUGACCCUCAAGGCGAUCGACGUCCUGAAUGAGCGUCAUUCGGAUGACGGCUGGUUCCUCAUGUCCGAGGCUGCCAGCAUCGACAAGCAAAUGCAUACCCUUGACUACGAUCGGUCCCUCGGUGAACUUCUGGAGCUGGACGACACCGUCAAGGCUACCAUUCAGAAGCUCGAAGCCCUGGGCGAGCUCGAGGACACUCUGAUCGUCGUGACCGCCGAUCAUGGGCACGGGUUCGACGUCACGGGCGCCGUCGACACCAAGUACAUGAACGCACAGGAGGACGACCGAGCGAAGCGCAGAGCCAUCGGGUACUACGAGAACUCGGGUCUUUCGCAAUACACGGUGGGCGGACCCAACGCGCUCCGGUACUCGGAGGGGGUCCAUUUCCCGGCACGGUGGGAUCCGCGCUACACCUUGCAUUCGGGAGUGGUCGCGUUCCCCGAUCACCGGGAGAACUACGAGGUGCACAAGGACGGACCCCGGCUCCCCGCCGUUGAGCAUCCCGGAAGCAAGGGCAACUUCGCCAACUAUAAGGACGCGGUGACCGGAUACCUGGUCAACGGCACGCUACCCGUGGACGCGAACCAAGGGGUGCACUCGCUGACCGACGUGCCCGUGUUUGCGCAGGGCCCAUGCCAAGAAUUGUUUGGAGGCGUGUACAACUCCAUUGACAUUUUCUUCAACAUGGCCGAGUGCUUGGGUCUGGCCGAAACCAAGCGUGGGAAGAAGGGACAUAGGAACUGAUCCUCUUCUUGCUCGGUUCGAGUCGAAUGUUUUCUUUUCUUUUCUUUCUCUUUCGAAUUCUUGCAUUAUCAGGGGGGUUGGGAGCGUGAUGAGAAAAAAACCUGCAGUGU